AUGUCAUCAGCACCACUGCUACAGAAGACCCCCGGCAAAAAGAUCGCGCUUCCAACAAGGGUUGAGCCAAAAGUUUUCUUCGCGAAUGAACGUACGUUUCUGUCCUGGUUGAACUUCACCGUCAUGCUAGGUGGUUUGGGUAUUGGUCUGCUGAACUUUGGUGACAAAGUCGGCAAGAUCAGCGCUGGAUUAUUCACUUUUGUUGCGAUGGGAACCAUGGUCUACGCCCUGGUUACCUACCACUGGAGAGCUUCCGCCAUAAGACGUAGAGGGUCAGGGCCGUACGACGACAGAUUGGGUCCUACAUUACUGUGUUUUUUCCUUUUAGUAGCAGUCGUGAUUAACUUCAUUCUGAGAUUGAAGUAUGGAGAAUAG
Molecule: messenger RNA, 375 nt
Organism: Zygotorulaspora mrakii
Lineage: Eukaryota; Fungi; Ascomycota; Saccharomycetes; Saccharomycetales; Saccharomycetaceae
Gene: VTC1
Product: Vtc1p
Exons: 1
Coding region: 1-375 (124 amino acids)
Cellular component (GO): fungal-type vacuole membrane; vacuolar transporter chaperone complex
Source: RefSeq, a predicted model, not a curated record